GAUAAGGGUUCAACAGGCGCUCCCUUCCCCCGCCCGCCCUGCAGCUGCACGACCCGCCCAUUCUCCUCGAUAAAUGCAGUUUUGGGAUCGUGUACAUUACGCCGUUGACACUCACUGCUCAUGCGAGGGUCGGGACGGACGUGCGGGGUAGCUUGAGGGAGGUCUUAUUAUAUCUGAGCUUGGUUUGCUUCCCCCUCGGUGGGCUGGAUGCCUUGAUUUUGCUCCCUUGUUCUGUCCUUUUUUGCUCUUUGCUGCACCUUUUUAUAGCUCUGUGGAAAUACCCUGUUUGACAUUAUAACUCAGUAUGGGCACGUUGGGGAUUCGAACCGUUGGCAAAGUCAGCUUUGGCACGCCCGCGUCUGAGCAGCCCGGUCUUCAUAACAGAUGGCAUCCGGACAUUCCAUUCGCAGGUACGAUCAAGGAUGGCGAGACUGUAAAGAUUGAGUGCCUUGACUGGACUGGAGGUCAGAUCUUGAACACGGACGAUGCCGACGAUGUCAAGAAUGUCGACCUCACCAAGGUCCAUUAUUUGUCUGGACCGUUCGAGGUCGAGACCGCUGCUCCAGGGGAUCUACUCUUGGUGGAGAUCAUGGAUGUUCAGCCGUUCCAAGGCCAACCAUGGGGAUUCACGGGUAUUUUUGACCGUGGUAAUGGGGGAGGCUUCCUCGACGAAAUCUACCCUUCAGCAGCCAAGGCCAUCUGGGACUUUGAAGGCAUUUUCUGCUCGAGUCGACACAUCCCUCACGUCAAGUUCGCCGGCCUCAUUCAUCCGGGUAUCUUGGGUUGUGCACCCUCUGCCGAGGUCCUGGAGACGUGGAAUACACGUGAAGCUAAGCUAAUUACCGCCAACAAACUCGAGGAUCGAGACGUAGCACUUCCGCCUCAGCCCAUCAACGUCCACGCCGGCAGCGCAGAUGCGACGCUAAAGGAAAAGAUCGGCAAGGAGGGUGCGAGGACCAUUCCCGGCCGCCCUGAGCACGGAGGGAAUUGCGACAUCAAGAACCUCUCCAGGGGAUCCAAGGUCUACCUGCCCGUAUACGUUGCGGGUGCCAAGUUCAGUGUUGGCGAUCUACAUUUCUCACAGGGGGAUGGCGAGAUCUCGUUCUGCGGCGCUAUCGAGAUGGCCGGCAUCAUAACCAUCAACUUCAAGGUCAUCAAAAAUGGCAUGGCCGCUCUAGGCCUCAAGAGUCCCAUUUAUAUUCCCGGGCUCGUCGAGCCGCAAUUUGGGCCCGGGCGAUACAUCUACUUUGAGGGUUUCUCGGUAGAUCAGCAUGGGAAGCAGCACUACAUGGACGUGACUGUAGCGUACCGCCAGACCAGCCUGCGGUGCAUCGAGUACCUACGGCGCUUCGGGUACAGCGACUACCAGAUCUAUCUCCUCCUGUCAUGCGCGCCGAUCCAAGGACAUGUCGCGGGCAUCGUCGACAUUCCAAAUGCCUGCACGACUAUGGGUUUGCCUAUGGACAUUUUCGACUUUGACAUCUCGCCGACGGCGGCGCUCGCCCUGACCGACGGCAAGACAUUAGACAUGGGCAGCUGCGCAUUCGAGACCGGCGUCACGGAGGGCAAGGUCACGAACGGGGGGGAGAACAGCGAGACUAGCUUUGGCGGUGGGCUAACGUAUAAGGAGUGAAGCUGCUGUAGACGCAACCGAAAAGGGACCAAGCUGAUCAACGUGGGCUGGGGAUUUCGUUUGGGGGUUUGAGGCAUCAUUUAUCCGUCGAGUUUGCUGGUUUGUGAAAGCUCGAUACAAAUGGAACUCCUCUUGUUCGAUUAUGUUUCUAGGUAAUUAAUUCGGGCUUCGGAAAAAGAGUUACAAUUU
Lasiosphaeria miniovina is the source of this 1822-nucleotide messenger RNA. RefSeq names its product Acetamidase/Formamidase. The coding region runs from base 305 to 1633 and encodes 442 amino acids. Gene Ontology annotation, molecular function: hydrolase activity, acting on carbon-nitrogen (but not peptide) bonds, in linear amides. The record is from RefSeq and is a predicted model, not a curated record. The transcript has 10 exons. Lineage: Eukaryota; Fungi; Ascomycota; Sordariomycetes; Sordariales; Lasiosphaeriaceae.